GCUGGGCGAAUGGACUUGGAGGCGCGGCUGCGGGCUCUGCGCGAGGGCAAGCGCCUUCCAGCCGCUGCACCAGCGCCGCCUCCUCCUGUAGCACCCGCCGCGUCUUUCUCGUGGCCUGAAGUUCCGUCCAGCCCCGUGCAGAGCGCAGUUCCCGUUCGCCAGCGCGUCCCAGUUGCUGUCGGCAGCGACUAUGAGCCUGUGCGUCGCGCGUCCGCCUGUUUCUCGGCCGCUCCGCCCGUGACCAUCAUGAGUCGCUCAUCGUCCGACGACUGCGAGCCUCCAGCAUUGUUCCCGACGUCUGUGGAGCCCCCGAGAGCUGCGCAACCGACGCCAAUGUCUCCCGAGCAGGGCGAGGUGCUGCGUCUCACUGCGGCGCAGCUGCUGGGCCCCGACUACGAGGAGGCCGUGCGCGUGGCCCAGUACGCCAUCGACAGCGAGCGCAGACAGAUGCCGCACACCGCCAUCGACGCCUACAUCCGCGCGGGGCAGACGCUGAUCGAGAUCGGGCGGCGGCAGGCGGCCCCGCACCUGCAGGACAUCGUCAAGACCAAGGCUCUGGCGCUGCUGCAGCGCGCCGAGGGGCUGUCCGAGUGGACGAACGAGGUGCUGGCCAAGGACUCGAGUCAGCAGGCGCUGGCGGCGGCGUACCACGAGUCGCAGCAGAAUCGCGACAGGUCGCUGACGGAGAAGAGGGAGCUCGUGACCAAGAUGCAGCAGGACAACCGAGACAUGAAGGAGAAGCUGAACCAACUGGCGCUGCUGGCCAAGAUCCGAGUGCGCUUGAAGAGGGUCGUGAGCAGUCGACGGGCCCGGAAGGCGGCGGAGGCGAAGGCAAAAGAGGAGGAGUCGGAGGCCAGUGGAAGCAGUCGUGGAGGCUUCAACGACGUGACGGGGGAAGUUGAUGACUACGCAGAUGAGGAUGGGGAGCACGAAGGACCGAACAACGUCACUGGGUCCUCCUACAAGACGUACCAGCACUACCGAGCACCUCUGGUCGACGUGAAGGGUGGCUCGCCGCGGGAAGCGCAGAAGAUCGGACUGAUUAAUGAGCUGCACGAGCGUAUCGGACUACCGCAACUUGACCACCUGCGUAAGUUUGAGCCUCUAGCGAUCGAUCCGACGGCAGACAAGAAGCAGGAGGAACUGCAAUCGGAGUUGGAGGCGGCCAAGCAGGAAGCAGAUAAGUUGCGAGCUGCAGUUCAAGAGAUGGAGCAGUGCUUACGACUUGCAGCGCAGCACUCGAAGCAGCGCUCGAUCAAGUUGGAAAAGCAGAAAGCGCAAGAAUUUGCGGAAGUGCAGAGCGAGCUGGAUCGUGUGCGAGAGGAGCUGGAGAUCGAGCGGCGACGGUCAUCUAUGCAAAGUGGUCCGGCCAGCUGGAGGUCUUCAGUGGCGUCGGAUCCUGGGGCCGACGAGAUUGAAGACACCGGUGUGAUGCAGCAGCUUCGGUCGUCGCUUCAUAAGGUUUUUCAUGGCCGCGACGAACAAUCAACUCAUGUAAAUGGCGACCGCAACCGUCGUGCUUCCGUUCAACGCACCUCGUACUCGCACGACUCUCCGCGCCAUACCCCCAAGCACAAGGAGCAGAAGUCGAUGGCCCAGUACGACGUUGACGAUGAAGAAAUGGAGGAAGAUGGC
Phytophthora sojae is the source of this 1635-nucleotide messenger RNA. RefSeq lists its product as hypothetical. The annotation marks the transcript as partial. The record is from RefSeq and is a predicted model, not a curated record. NCBI's taxonomy places the organism in Eukaryota, Oomycota, Peronosporomycetes, Peronosporales, Peronosporaceae. The transcript has a single exon.